UGAAAUUAAGGCGAAGAUAAUAGGCCUAAGUUUAUUCUAAUUUACAUUUUAUUCAUCCCAAACUCCCAAGGUGCUAUGUGAUACUCUCCCCUCCCUUUCUCUGCAAAUUUGCGGGAGCAUACAAUUCCCAAAAUCCAGAAGCACAAAUUGCGAUUGCCCUAAAUAUUCAGAUUAUGGAGAUAGAUAAUGCAAAUAUUGAUUGCAAUCAGGAAGAAGAGUAUGUAUUGCUCGAUCUUGACGCGGUUUGUGGCCAAGUUGACAUUCCUCCAAAUGAACCAUACAUUUUAUCUGUAAGUUAUGGUUUGGAUACUCAGAAUCCAGUACUGACCAUUGGGAAUAAAUUGAAGCUGAUUGGAGAAUACGAAGAAACAGUCGGAACAUGCUUAAUCUUUUCAGAGGAUGAAAAGACAUCUUUAAUUCAUGAAGAAAUAGGACCUUCAGAAGCUAAGCGUUUCAAGAAUGAUCGUACAGCUGACCCGAAUUCGGGUUCAUCCAAGCAUAUAAAGCCUGUAACAUCCCUCCACAAGAUUCUAAAAUUUAGAGUGCAAACCGAAGUUGAUGAGAAAGAUUUGAUGGAGAAACCUCCUGAUCCUCCCGCACAAAAAAAUGAUCCAACUAAGAAGAAUUAAGGGGAAGGUUUUUCUUUGGAUCCCUUGUCUUGGUUGGGAAUAAUGACUUGUUCUAUGUAGUAAUGCUGGUAAUUCAGAGCUCUAGUUUGGUCAGGCACUCCAUAUGCUUUGAUACGGAUGCAUUAAGUAACCUAAUAUAACAUGUACAGGUAUGAUAGCUAAGAAUGCCCUCUAUAUUUUUUGGGUUGCCUAGUUUAACGACUGCAGAGCGUGCAUUCCUGAUGUUGUAAUUGCUGCCAAAAACGAUGAAUGAGAAUGACCUGUUCUCUCUUUUUACCUCAUUUUCAGGUAUCCGAUUAUGGUUUUGAACUAUGA
Chenopodium quinoa (quinoa) is the source of this 944-nucleotide messenger RNA. RefSeq lists its product as uncharacterized. NCBI's taxonomy places the organism in Eukaryota, Viridiplantae, Streptophyta, Magnoliopsida, Caryophyllales, Amaranthaceae. The record is from RefSeq and is a predicted model, not a curated record. The transcript has 5 exons. Gene Ontology annotation, biological process: transcription by RNA polymerase III. The coding region runs from base 174 to 629 and encodes 151 amino acids. Gene Ontology annotation, cellular component: transcription factor TFIIIC complex.